This is a messenger RNA of Salvelinus namaycush (lake trout), 2169 nucleotides long. Its product is annotated as transport and Golgi organization 2 homolog. NCBI's taxonomy places the organism in Eukaryota, Metazoa, Chordata, Actinopteri, Salmoniformes, Salmonidae. Gene Ontology annotation, biological process: protein secretion; Golgi organization. The record is from RefSeq and is a predicted model, not a curated record. The coding region runs from base 107 to 1054 and encodes 315 amino acids. The transcript has 9 exons. Gene Ontology annotation, cellular component: Golgi apparatus.
GUUCACAUUCGUGUAAUGACAUUGACCUGAAAGUGCCCGUCUAGCCUACCCGCAAGAUAAAUCAAAUGCACACACUACGACGAAGGGUUUGUUUUGUUUUGUUGUAAUGUUAGCCAACCGAAUGAAUAGAUCUUCAGCAGCAAGUGGAAUACCCUUGUCAACAUGUCCAAGCUUUGAAAGUUACUGUUCCCAGUGUGAGAGAGCGUCCCCAACCACUAACACCCCCAUGUGUAUCAUCUUCUUCAAGUUUGACCCUCGACCUGCAUCCAAAAAUGCCUACAGACUAAUUUUGGCUGCAAACAGAGAUGAGUUCUACAACAGGCCAACCAAAGCUGCAGACUUUUGGGUGAGCAACAGCGAAAUCCUCAGCGGGCUAGACCUGGAAGAGGGGAAGGAAGGAGGGUCAUGGCUGGGGAUCAACAAGAGGGGCAAGCUGGCCGCACUGACCAAUUACUUGGAGGGAAGGCCCAAUCCAGACGCACAAGGAAGAGGGUUCUUGGUGUCUAACUUCCUGACGGAUCAGAGCCAGGACAGCUACUCCUACCUGAAGAGGGUGUCAUCUGAGAGACAUCUCUACAACGGCUUCAACCUCCUCACAGCUGAGUUCAAGGCCAAAGAAGACACUAUGUGUUACUAUGGAAACAGAGGCAACACCGAACCCAUCCAUCUAAAUCCAGCAGGAAUCUAUGGUUUGAGUAACUCCCUGUUGGAGACCCCGUGGAGGAAGCUGCAGCAUGGGAAGAGACUGUUCACCAGUGUAGUGAACCAACCCUUGCCCUGUGACGUUCUGGUCCAUGACCUGCUAAACGUCCUCAACAACGAGGAGCUGAACACUCCUGACCCGGUUCAGGAGAGCCAGGGUGAAGGGUACAGCAGCCCCAUGCUGCGGGUCCUGUCCUCCGUGUGUGUUCGAUCCCCUCACUAUGGCACAAGGACCAAUACCAUUAUCCUCAUAGACUCAUCAGGGAACGUGACCUUCACAGAGCGCACCAUGCUCAACUGUGACAUCAGCCAAUGGAGCACAAGCUCUUUCCAGUUCAAACUCAAGGACUGAAGAUGGCUAUAUGGGAAUUACACUGUGCCUUUCUGCAUCCCUCCUCCUAUCCAUCCUCCCACAGCAAGCUCUGGUUACACCGUAGUGGAAUGAACAUUUUCCUUUUUUCAUUUAAAAUGGUGGUGGGAGAGUGAAAUUAUGGCACAUGUUUGGAAAGAGUUUGAUUUGCAUUUGUCAAGUAGUUGUCUGGGAAAUAUAUUUUAGCUUGGCUUAGACCUAUGAUUGUGUGAAUUUAUCAAAUCAUACAUUAUGGGUGUUAUUUAAUCUUAAAUUAUAUCAAAGAACUUGCUAUUCUUAUUAAAAUAUUUUGCUUUGUGUGCUUAAAAAGUGGUUUUAUUGCCAAAGAACAAAUGUAAUUUAUCAAACUAAAAUAAUCUUUUUACAUUUCACAUUGCAUCUAUUUACUCAGCACUGGAUUGCUGAGGAAGACGAGAACUAAAAGGUUGAUACGUAAUUUCUGGCUUCGUGGCUCAGACUGCCAUCUUCUAGGCAAGUUGGUUAGUAUCUCAAGAGUGUAAAAUGGUAACACUCAUAGAAGCAGCAGCAGCCAUCACCUAUCUGUAUAAAAAGCUGUACAAAUAAUGACAGGUUUGAUUUCCUAAAUGUUCAUCUCAGGUGUUAUAACUUUCCUGUGACAUAAUUAUGAAGGCGUAUUACGACAGCCUGCCUUGUACUAUAAUAAUUAUCAUUGCACCGGAUUUUGACUUUGUGACCCAGGUUUGCUAGUUACAAGUAAAUCACAGAGGAAAGGACUUUAAAUGUUUUUUCUAAAUGGUAAGCAAAGUGUUUUAUUUUUAUUUUUUCUGCCUUGUUCCACAUACUGCAUAGGAGAACAGAUUGCCUUGCUGUGAAAUAACUGAAAGGAUUCCUUUUGUCACUCACACCUUCAGUGUUCUGUGGUUCUUACCCACUUUUUCUCUAUGUAUAACAGUCCGUUACUCUCACAAAUUGUAAUGACCAUUUCAAAUUUUGUGUGUUGAUGUUGAGGAUCCCAGUGGUUUUAUGUAACUGACCGCAGGUAUCCAUAGAAGUAUCGAAACCCCUGUUUACCAUGUCACUGUUGUCUUGAUAUAAAUUGUGAAUAAAGUACUUUUUCAUCUGUAUUAUAAACUCAA